Messenger RNA from Paracoccidioides brasiliensis Pb18, 2181 nucleotides. RefSeq lists its product as uncharacterized. The record is from RefSeq and is a predicted model, not a curated record. Bases 1 to 2181 code for a protein of 726 amino acids. The transcript is spliced from 6 exons.
AUGGCGGAAAUGAAUGGCGUUGACGGUGAUGCCAUGGUCACGGACUCCAAGGAUGAAGUUAAACACCGAAUACCGGACGAUAUGCCGCGACCAAAUAUCCCACCAGGCCAGGGUGGAGACUUUCAACAAACGUCGUUUCUCCUUGACUGGUUUAACCUCUUCUGGGACAUUUUCUGGGCCCAACGGAAACGAAGUAAAAACCCUGAAGCCAUGCAAUAUGUUCAACAGACACAGCAAUUACUUCGAAUGCAAAACCAGCAAAUGCUGCGCCAAUCGCAGAUGAUUCCUGGCCAAUAUAACAUGCGAGCGGCCCGUGGUGGGAUGAUGCCUGCUGGUAUGCAGAAAACACUAAUGCAAAACAAUCCCAAUAUGACCCCCCAGCAAAUGGCGCAGCUGCAAAAGAAUCAACAAAUGCUCCACCAUCAGAUGCAACGAGAAACCUCUGAAAUGGAGAUGAAUGGCCACCGUCCACAGUCACCCUCGUCUGCAGAAAAUGCCCCGUCACCUUCGAAGCGUCCCCGCUUGGAUAGCUCGCAGGUAAAUGGGUUGCAGAUGGCACCAAACGGUCGAGGGCAAGGCCAAAUGCCUGGCCGUCCAAACCACCAGACCAACGCCAUGUUGAUCCAACACGGCAUUAAUCCGAACACCUUGACCCCUCAACAGUUUACUUCAUUCCAGGCGCAAAACCCAUCUGUCCAAGCAAAAUCUCUCCAGGUAUAUAAUCAAAACAUGGGUAACAUGAGUAUACAUAACAAUCGCGCAGCGAUGAACAACCCGGGUAUGCCAAAUGGUUUAAUGAACCCUGGUGUGAUGCCAAACCAAGGCGACAUGAUGCCCAUGCACGAUGGCCAGCUAUUACCCAUGCAAGAGUACUACAGCGCAAAUGGCCAAAUGACCCAAGUACCACGACCUCAGAUGCAAACUCCUGGCUCAGGGAACCAUGCACUCCAAGAUUAUCAAAUGCAGCUGAUGUUGUUGGAGCAGCAGAAUAAACGACGCCUGCUGUUGGCUCGUCAAGAACAAGAUGGCAUAAACCGAGGCGAUGGUCAAGCAGGGAUGCCCGGCCAGCCUAACUUACCCCCAGGCACAUCCCCACAGGGUAGUCGGGCCGGCGCGUCCCCGAAUCCUAAUGAUCAGAUGAAGAGAGGCACACCCAAGAUGCCUCAGACUGGCCUCCCCGGCUCUCCUAGCGUUAACGAUGCGAUGGCUCAUGGCCGUAGCUCUCCUGCCUCCAUGAACUUCGGCGGCCAAAUGCCCCAAGAAAUGGGUGACGGUGUCGUCCAGAAUGGCAUGAGACCUCCCAGCUCCAAUCCUGCCUUCAGCGGUCCCCAAAUGACUCAGCCCAUGGAUGCCAUGUCGCGCCCACAGGGGCCUGGCGGUCCCGGUGGUAAUAGGAUGCCAGGCGGCAACUGGCAAGGCCAGGGGCCUCCGGGUCAACCCAUGGUUCCACAGCAGCAACAGGUGGGUCAGCAACAACCCCAGCCGGCAGGAACUCCGCAGGAGCGCAACGCGAUGCCACCACCCCAAGCGCCCCCUGCUGGCGUCGCUGGUACAGGCCGGACGCAACCUUCUUCCCCGCAAGCGGGCGCUGCACCCCCGACUCCGCAGCAGUCUAACAAGCCGGCACCCAAAGGGAAGAAGGAUCCAAAGGAGAACCCAAGAAAGCGUCCACCAAAGAAACCUUCAACAGCUAAUGCCUCAAAUACCGCCGCAACCCCCUCCUCAGAAGUUGACCCCCCACCUACCCCGACCCCACCAACUCCCAUAACUCCUGUUCAUCCGAGCUCGUUUAACAAGAACAACGCCGCAAACAAUGCAGCCGCUAAUAAUGCGAAUGCAAAUACGAAUGUAAACGGCCCACAACCAACGUCUGCACCCAACGCUGCGCAGCAGCAACAAAAUCUUGUUCAGCAGCAGCAAGCUCAACAGCAACAACAGCAGGCUCAGCAGCAGCAAGCUCAACAACAACAGCAGCAAGACCCGGGUCAGACUUUUGGGGAUAUGAAUUUACCUGAUGCCAACAACUUCAAUCUCGACUUCACAACCUUGGAUAACCCUGACAUCCUAGAGAAUUUCGACUUCGAUUCAUUCCUUAACACGGAUGAUCCGAAUGGAUUUGCGUUUGACCCGAGCAUGCCGUAUCCCGAUGGGGUUGAAGCGGGUGCGGGGGAGAACUUGUAA